This is a messenger RNA of Dendronephthya gigantea, 693 nucleotides long. RefSeq lists its product as uncharacterized. Gene Ontology annotation, molecular function: nucleotide binding; DNA binding; DNA-directed DNA polymerase activity. The record is from RefSeq and is a predicted model, not a curated record. Gene Ontology annotation, biological process: DNA replication. Bases 1 to 573 code for a protein of 190 amino acids. NCBI's taxonomy places the organism in Eukaryota, Metazoa, Cnidaria, Anthozoa, Malacalcyonacea, Nephtheidae. The transcript has 2 exons.
AUGUUGAAUUCAUUUUGGGGUAAGUUUGCGCAACGUCCUAAUAUGACCAAAGUGGAAUUGAUCAAAGACCCACAAGUUUACUUUGACUACUUAACUUCAGAUGAAAUCAAUGUUCUCAACGUUAAUUUCGUGAGUGAUGAAGUGAUUGAAAUUCACUAUGAAAACAAUGAGAAUUUCACUGCGCAAAACUCUAAAACGAACGUGGUCAUUGCUGCUUUCACCACAGCUUACGCUCGCCUCAAACUCUACGAUGUUCUGGAUCAACUUCAAGAAAGAGCGUUGUAUUACGACACUGAUUCGGUGAUCUUCGUUAGUAAACCUGGUGAUCCAGAGCCCCCUACAGGUCCGUACCUCGGCGAACUGACGGAUGAGUUAAAGGGAGACUACAUCACCACAUUUAUCUCGGGUGGACCAAAGAAUUACUGUUACCGCACAAAUUCGAACAAAGUUGAGACAAAGAUACGAGGUAUCACGUUGAAUUGCACCGCUAGGCAAAACGUUAACUUUGAGGUGAUUCGUGCUUUGGUAUACCUUCAUGCAAAAUGUAAUGUCGCAGGGCGGGUAUAUCCGUAGAUAUCCCAUUCAAAUUACUCGCAACACCAAAACAAAGGACAUAGAAACCAAACGCAUGAAAAAGGACUAUCGUAUUGUUUAUGACAAACGUGUUAUUAUUGAUGAAUACAAAACACUUCC